Molecule: messenger RNA, 1800 nt
Organism: Pseudo-nitzschia multistriata
Lineage: Eukaryota; Bacillariophyta; Bacillariophyceae; Bacillariales; Bacillariaceae
Source: the annotation of a GenBank genome assembly
CACAUGCCGUACGGUACGGUACGGUAGCGUACCGGUACGACAGCAUCGUAAAUUGAAUUGAAUAGAACACAGUGACAACACUAACGUUAGAUUGUAUCGCUCUAACUAUCAAAACGACAGAACCGAUAAACUACAAAAACAUCAACCAUGAGAUCAACAGCAGYAACCACAACAGUGGUAUUAAUGGCAGCAUUGUCGACCACAGCGAAUGGAUUUUCAUUGCCUUCGGUGAAGACGUCUUCUAGUCCCGCCACUGUGGUGAAAAUGGCGAGCGGCGGCAAGGGAUUUGGAAACACCCCGGCGCCGGAACCCCCGAAAAAGAAAAAGUCRCCUCCUCCGGUUGCCAGCGCGCAACAACAGCCAGAACAAGGAGAGGAGAAGGAAAUUUACAACCCGUUCGACGACCGAAACCCGACACCCAYCGACACCUCCCGCGGAAAGGCCGCCCUCGAGCAAAUGCGCCGCGAAAAGGCCGAGCAGCGCAACGCCGAGCUGCAAAAGAUGAACGAGGUCGUGCAGCAAGACCAGCUGGUGCGCGAGUCGGGCGGAGAAGCCGCCGUCAUUCCCGAAAAGGUCGCACAGCGAAUGGGAAAGCGCAUGCUCCCCUUUGUGGGRAUCCCGCUCUUUGGUUCCAUGGGGGCCUUUGUCUUUUUCUGGUACAUGGCAACCUAUCGGGACAUGGAAUUCCARCCCGUAUUGGUGGCCGGAACGACGAUCGCUUUGCUAGCGAUCGGAUUGGUUGUACGUGCCCACAUGUCUCGAAGCCUAUCCCUUGCGUGGGAUUGAUACGAAAACGACAACGUUUGGAUUUAUGAGCCUGUUUUGCCSGAGAAGAACGUCGGAGACGUUGUGAAGGAUUCGAUUAUUGUGUCCYUUUUUCCUUUUCGCCCGUCCCUCAUUUUUCUUUCUCCUUUCUUUCGUUUGUACGUCGAAAUGUGGUGCGGAUGCAAUCCCAUACACCRAAAGGGUAUUACGUACUCAAUGAUGAGUGCCUCUUGGGAUCCUGAACGGGAAGGCUCUGUCCUCGGAGGGGAUGAAUUUUCUCGCAAUGUUAACAACAUUAAGGAAGGUCUCGGCCGAUCAAGAGAGAACGCCCAGAUUCGAGAGCAAAUGAUGUUUGAGGACAAUAUUGCCAUGCAAAAGCAGGCGAAAGAGAAAAAGGCAUCGCCAACCUCAUUUGCCGAAAAAAUGGGGGACGGAAUGGAGUAAACAACGAAGCGAAAAAAUGCGACUAUUCGGACCAGUAAUUUUGACAAACGUUGUACAGCAMAGUUCGGCAGGAUAGAAUACGAYACGAYACGACACGAUACAAUAUGACACAAAACAUUACAUUGCAAAAACACUAUUAUGCCCUUGCAACAGCAUUACUGCGUGCAACACAUAUUAUACAAGCGCACUACGAUAAUGAUGCAAGUGCAUCGCACGUCACAAUAAAGUUCUUGAGUAGCGGAAUGGGCAAUUCAAGCCAAAGAUUGAUGUCUCGAUUGGAUUAAUUGAUAUGAUUUUCUACAGUCUUAAAGCGAGGUCAUGGCCUUCCAAUUUUUCUAGUCUGCAGCUGUACAAUAGACCCAAGUAAAACAUUCCAGGGUUGAUUCAAUGCUGUYUCUGCUUUGAAGCAAGUUGAAUCGAAUUCUUGAGCUCAUCAAAUCUCUUAGUUCUAGGACUGAGUUAAACUCGCCGUCGUCUCCAUUGAAGCCCUUACUCGUUCCGGAAUGUUCGACGUAGGCCGUCCACUGAGACUAUCGAUGGUGCAGAUCGUACAGAUGCCUUUUGCGAGUAGAAUAGAUCUAUCUUUUUUUU